UUGCAAAGCUCAGGAAGAGGACGUUUUCUACUGGAACAUGCUGCUCCCUUCUCUGCUUUUUUGACAGACAGCUUUGGGCGUCAGCACAACUACUUGCGAAUUUCCUUGACUGAGAAAUGCAACCUCAGAUGUCAGUACUGUAUGCCAGAGGAAGGUGUUCCGCUGACCCCUAAAUCAGAGCUACUUACUGCUAAGGAGAUAAUCACCCUAGCCAGACUGUUUGUGAAAGAAGGUGUAGAGAAGAUACGACUGACAGGAGGAGAGCCACUUAUCCGUCCCGAUGUGGUGGAUAUUGUGGGUCAACUGCACAAGCUAGAAGGGCUGAAAACCAUUGCUGUCACAACCAAUGGGAUCAACUUAGCCAGAUUGCUGCCCCGACUGAAGGAGGCAGGAGUGAAUGCCAUUAACAUUAGCCUGGAUACUUUGGUGCCAGCUAAAUUUGAGUUCAUUGUCCGGAGGAAAGGCUUUCAUAAGGUAAUGGAAGGAAUCCACAAAGCCACUGAACUUGGCUACCAUCCUGUUAAGGUAAACUGUGUGGUGAUGCGAGGCUUCAAUGAGGAUGAACUGCUGGGCUUUGUGGAUUUCACAAAGGAUCUGCCCCUUGAUGUGCGUUUCAUAGAAUACAUGCCCUUUGAUGGCAAUAAAUGGAACUUCAAGAAGAUGGUGAGCUACAAAGAAAUGUUAGAUACAAUUAAACAACGAUGGCCUGAUUUGGAGAAAUUGCCCUGUGAAACUUCCAGCACAGCCAAGAGUUAUAAGGUGCCACAUUUCCAGGGACAGAUCAGCUUUAUCACGUCCAUGUCGGAGCACUUCUGUGGAUCCUGCAAUCGGCUAAGGAUAACAGCUGAUGGGAACCUAAAGGUGUGCCUUUUUGGGAAUUCAGAAGUGUCCUUGAGAGAUCACCUACGGUCGGGUGCCUCAGAGGAAGAGUUGGUUCAAAUCAUUGGAGAAGCAGUGGGCAGAAAAAAGAAACAGCAUGCUGGCAUGUUUAACAUUUCCCAGAUGAAAAACCGGCCAAUGAUCCUGAUUGAGCCUGCAUUGAUGUCAUUCUCACUAUGCCAAGAUGCCCUACAGAAUCCCCCAAAUUCAAAAGAGCGCAGCCACACAUUUAGCCAUUGGCUGACUUUGAGAGCAAGUUUACCCAAACAAAUGGGGAAAGCAUUAAUGAAAAAUAAGCUUACAGGACAACUUUUCCUGCCAGGAUCUCACCCAGAGCAACAGUGCCAUGUAAUGACAGGAAUUCUACAAACCCAGCUUAGAGGCUGCUGUGUCUUCCAGAAGGACCCAAGCUCCACAUUUGACACAAAGUGCCUUGAGGCUUCUCCUGUUGGCCAAGUUUCUGUGGACUGUCAGUCCAAAGAGGCAAGUCCAGGAUCUGAAUUCUGCACCAGGGGUUUGGGAUCUUGCACCAAGGUACCUCAUGCCUCUGACAGCUUGACUCACACUGAUGAGGAGGGACGGGCCACAAUGGUUGAUGUUGGAGGGAAGCCAGAUUCAAGAAGAAGUGCUGUUGCUGGUGCUAUGGUCCGUCUGGGUGAGAAGGCAUUUGAGAUGGUGAGGCAGAACCAGGUGAAGAAAGGGGAUGUGCUGGCAGUAGCCCAGAUUGCAGGAAUUCAGGGAGCCAAGCUGACCAGCCAGUUGAUUCCGUUGUGUCACAACAUCCCCCUCAACCAUGUUGAAGUGUCUUUGAGCCUGGAUGAGACCAGAUAUGCAGUGGUGAUUCGCAGCUCCUGUCAGACCUGGGGGAGGACAGGUGUGGAGAUGGAAGCUCUAACAGCUGCCAGCCUGGCUGCCCUGACUGUGUAUGACAUGUGCAAAGCAGUUACUCAUGACAUUGUGAUUGAAGAGGUGAAGUUGCUUAGUAAGACAGGCGGGCAGAGGGGAGACUUCUCAAGGGUCUAGAUCACAUGCAGACACCUCCAGCCCUCCAGAUGACCACUGCUCCGGUUCAGCUUCUUGCAGAACUACUUUUCCUCAGGCUUGGAGGCCUCAGCAGGUAUAUCGUCCAACAACCCUAUGACUCCAGUUUUGCCUUACCCUGUCAGCUUACUGCUGGGUGAACAGUGGAGGCACUUAUCCCUCUUGAUAACCAUAUGUGUUUUUGAGGACAGACUUGUCCAUUCUACCAGUACCUUCAUUUCAGUGUUCUUACCAUGAGCUUGAGCAAAGAUUCUUAGUUAUACCACAGAUGUGUUUGGUUUUUUUUUCUUCUUGUUGUGAAAUAUUCACAGCUGCUGUCAUCACACCAUGCAACCAAGAGCUCUGGAAAAGAAGCAAGUGCUGAAAGUGCUGUUAUUUGGCAACUACUUUUAAGUCAAGGAUUAAGAUUUCAGAGUUGUCUGUCCAUCUGUCCCACUGACCUCCUUAGUUGAAUUUAGAAGGUGAUGGUGAGAAGAACACAGCUCGGGAACCUUGCCAUAUAGCAAGAGAUUAUAACUGAGGGGCAGCUCCUGUCCCUUUGCAUUGCUACUGCUUCCCUUGCCUGCAAGUGGGAAAUACCCACGUAAGUUUCAAAAGAACAAAAAGAUGGCAGCUACCCAGUUCUCUGCCUUGAGUGCUGGGUAAAACAUGAUGUAGAAACAGAGGAUUUCUGGGUUUGGAAGAAUUACUUUGCUGAUCUGAAAGAUACCUUUUACAAUGUUAGAAGCAUGUUCCAGCAUUUUGACCUUAGCACUCAAAUACAUUGAGGCCCUGUGUCUGCAUGCUUAAGGGCUUAAUUAUGCCAUGCAUGGAAGUAAGGUGUCAGCUCUCCCUGACUUUAGAAAUAGAUGUCACACCAAGCUCCCAGAAGACUCUCAGUUUUUUAAUCCUAGAGUGCAGCUCCUAGAAACCAGCAACCUGUGUAGUCCUGCCAGAUAAAACAAACUUUAAGGACUAGUAGCCACUUGGAAGAGUAAGUUAGUUGUGUUGCCUCGGCCAGAGUGUUUUCCUGCAUAUUUCUCUAAUUCACUUCAUGAAUUCUUCUGGCCUCAGAGCACUUAGCAUGUCCCCAUAAAUAUACCAGCGGCCACUGUCAUGUAGCAUUAAAUAGCUUUGAUAAUUGACUAUCCUAGGUAAGAAAUUACUCAACAUUGUUGUUAAUACUGAUGGGCCCUUUUCAAGGGUUAAAUUAAAUUCUCCUAACAGGGUGUUUUCAACUUUGGUUUACUUGUUUUCUAAUGCUUAUGGCUAAUGUGAAGUUGCAUAUGAUUCAGGGUGCUCCCUCUCCAUACGCACAGAGAGUUGAAGACAGCUCUAAUAAUGUCAAAAAGGCUACCAAAAAAGCAUCUUAAACUUUGCAAGUAGCUGUGUCUCAUUAAAUAAGGUUAGAUUACUGUGAGCAUCAGUAAAGCACACAACACAGUCACACACAUCCUGCUCACUUAAAGCAAGCACAGAUCUAAGAUGAGGAGGCAAUAGGUUUUACUACAGAUCCUUUACAAAUCUCAUACACUAGCUACCUUUUCCAUUGCAGGUGAAUAAAUUUGAUUUUUUAUUCAUUGUUACUGUGAUAUUCAGCACAUACAAUGCCACACAGUAGCUACAGCUGAAAGAGGAAGGAGUCUGGAAAGCUUGUUGCCCAAGCUCCACAAACAUUUGUACACCUACAUUCAGUGUUUAGUCCCCAUUCCUUUGAUACCACUGAUCUGUCUCUAAGUAGGGGCACUCCUGCUACUUCCCAGGAAUGUAUCUAGCACUGCCGUACUGAGUGCCAACCACCACCCUGACCCCACGUAUAUGAAAGACCAUGGUCAUCUGUGGAGCUGCUGUGCCUGCAGGGCAAAAGUUUUCCUAGCUCAGCAUGAAAACAAAUUGCCAGGAAAAGGAAGCAUGUGUAACCUGCUAAAUUAACUGAUUUACAGAAGCGCUUAAUUCCCACCACCACCCACAACACACCGUGCCCUCCCUGCCUUCAGCCAGUCUCUAACUAGUUUUGGAAACAAAAAGGAAAUUAGACUUAGUAGUAAUAAAAUGAGUAGUAAUAAAAUGAUGCUUUGAGGCAUAUGAGUCUUUGGCUUCUGAGAAGUUUGCUGUCAUGCUGUAAAGCUCACUAUAAGGACAUAAGGACAAGGGACUACAGAGCACAUGCAUGACUGAUACGCACAUUUCACUACUUACGCACAUUUCACAACUUCCUUGAGUUGAGAGUGGCUGGAAGCUUUGGGCAAACAGACUGGUGCCAUUUUAUGCUCAUGUUACAUUAUCCAGUCUUGAAACUAUGCACAUUUAUAGAUAAUAAACCAAGCACGGGUCAACAGAACAUCUUGCCAAUGAAAUGAGCUGAUAGCACUGUUUGUUUCAGUGGUGCUGGGUGGGCAGUGGUGUAAUAUAUGUUGAUGAAAUGACUACUUUUUGGAAGCUUGCUUUUUUGUUUUGUCCACUGCAUUUUUAAUAAAUACUAGUUGCAAUGGAGUAUGUUUUGCAUUA
This is a messenger RNA of Athene cunicularia (burrowing owl), 4407 nucleotides long. It is a transcript of the gene MOCS1, whose product is annotated as molybdenum cofactor synthesis 1. The record is from RefSeq and is a predicted model, not a curated record. Gene Ontology annotation, biological process: Mo-molybdopterin cofactor biosynthetic process. Gene Ontology annotation, molecular function: GTP 3',8'-cyclase activity; cyclic pyranopterin monophosphate synthase activity; metal ion binding. The transcript is spliced from 10 exons. NCBI's taxonomy places the organism in Eukaryota, Metazoa, Chordata, Aves, Strigiformes, Strigidae. The coding region runs from base 142 to 1902 and encodes 586 amino acids.